This is a messenger RNA of Lolium rigidum, 390 nucleotides long. RefSeq lists its product as uncharacterized. The record is from RefSeq and is a predicted model, not a curated record. The transcript has 4 exons. Lineage: Eukaryota; Viridiplantae; Streptophyta; Magnoliopsida; Poales; Poaceae. Bases 1 to 390 code for a protein of 129 amino acids.
AUGGGCGGUGACAGGACAGGAAUUGCAGCUUCAUUCAUUCUGCACGAGAAACAGUCACAGUAUAUGCGGUUGGUACAUCUCUGUCAUCGCUGGUCUUCCUUGCUGCUUCUCCUUUCUGCAUUCUUGUGGUUCCUGAAGGCUUGCCUGCCUGCCUGUCUCCGAAGCUGGGAUCCAAUGGCGUCCUCCUACAAGAUGAAAGGGAUCUUCAAGAGCUUCAAGAUCAUCUCGCACAUCUUCGCGGCGAAGGAGCAGGAGAUGGAGAUUGGCUGCCCGACGGACGUGAAGCACGUCGCGCACAUUGGCUGGAACACCUCCACGGGGACGCUGACUGGAAAUGCUCCUCCAAGCUGGACACACAUGUACUCCCUCCGUUCCAUGAAAUAUGUCUAA